CCCAGUCUACGUAUUUUUAAAGAGAGUGUACACAACACAAACCUUGGCUUGUACAUGCAUCAUUAAACACACAAACACGCACGCACACACGCACACACCUGAAUGGCUGAAGUACAAGGUGCCGCACUAUGUUCCUGCUUUGUUCCAUUUGCCAUACUGAUAACAAUAACCAAAUAAAGAGGUUGACUUUUGAAAGGCCUGAAACUUCUACGCCCUAAAACCAAACAUUUAUUUUGACGGGGUGUUCCUACUGUUCCAAAUGGGCGGGCAGAAUGCAGGUACUCUUCGUCUCGCCAUAUUACCAUGGAAAUGCCACUGUCACCGUGUGAUGAUGUCACCAUGGGUAUAAGAGCAAAGGGCCCCCGUGGCGCUCCCAUUCACAGCUUUUCCCAAAGCUCACCCAGGAUAUCUAAGGCCCCAGUGGAGACUGACAGGGAUUGAGCAGCAGCAGUAAUGGCUUAUCAGAGUGAGAUGGUGAUCAGCUCCCAGCCUCAGGUCACCAUCAACAACUACACCGUGACUUCCUCUGGGUCCUCCGAUUGGAGCUCCAACGUUUGUGACUGCUGCGAUGACUGCGGCAUCUGUCUGUGUGCGACCUUCUUGCCCUGUAUCCUGGGCUGUAAGGUUGCUCAGGACAACGGGGACAGCUGCUGUGUUCCUUUCCUCCCUGGAGCCUUGAUCGCCCUGAGGACAAGCAUCCGCAGCAAAUACCGCAUCCCUGGUUCCGUGUGUGAUGACUGGGUAGUCAUGACCUGCCUGCCUUUGUGUGGACUCUGUCAGAUGGCCAGAGAGCAGAAGAUGAGAGGCUGAUUGGUUAAAUGAGGGGAAUAGGGAUGGGCUUAAUGACAAUCAUGCAUCCAGUCAUGGGAAAAAAACACAGUGUGCCUUCUGACGUCACAGGUACGAUGUCACAGCCUGUAUGGAAAAUCCUAUGAACACAAUAACUUUGUUACAAUAAUGCCUUGACUGUGGCCAAUCCACUCCAUAUUUAUUAUUAUUGUCUGUGUAAUACUCUUAUAAUACCAUUAUACUACUAAAGAACAGUAGCUUAAGCUAUACAUUAUCCAAUUUACUAUUAUGAGGUACUUUAUAUAGUGGUGUUUUCUAUCAUGAUCCAAUGGUGUUGUGUGUAUUUGCUUGUUUGAAAAGGACCUGAUUGAGAUGUUUCGGAUUUCAAUAAAGGACAAUUUUCACAUUCAAAUGAAAGUUUACUGUUACAUUUACUUUUCUUAAUUUACAUGGAGAGGAAAACCCAGGGGUAGAAAAGUCAAGAAUGUGCUUUCUACCAAAGCUUCUUUUGUCACAUUCUUGACUGGAGUUCCUGGGUUUUCUUCUCCCUCUCCAUGUAAAUAAAGAACAAUAAAUGGAGAACAACUUUCAAUUGAAUGUGUCCCAUGACUUGA
Molecule: messenger RNA, 1403 nt
Organism: Coregonus clupeaformis (lake whitefish)
Lineage: Eukaryota; Metazoa; Chordata; Actinopteri; Salmoniformes; Salmonidae
Product: cornifelin homolog
Exons: 4
Coding region: 454-810 (118 amino acids)
Cellular component (GO): cornified envelope
Source: RefSeq, a predicted model, not a curated record